Molecule: messenger RNA, 1370 nt
Organism: Culex quinquefasciatus (southern house mosquito)
Lineage: Eukaryota; Metazoa; Arthropoda; Insecta; Diptera; Culicidae
Exons: 3
Coding region: 629-991 (120 amino acids)
Source: RefSeq, a predicted model, not a curated record
UCUGUUUCAAGACUGUAAUAAGUCUCUACUGACCAUCAAUGUCUUAUCGACUCCGGUCUCCAGCGAUUCCAAUCAGAUAACUGAGAUAAUUCAAAGAAUUUAAUUAUGAAUAAUUGAUUUUUGGAAUUUUUAAGUAAGCAAUUUUAUUUAUUUUUUUGUAUUUUUUUUAUAUUUUUGAAUGAAUUAAGCAUGCAAUAAACAAAAAUACCCUAAAUUUCCGGAAAUAAAUAAAUUAAAAAAAACAUGUUCAAAACGACGCAAUUUUACGGUACCAUCUUCAUUUCAUACGCGCGCGCGAAAUAUUUCAAUUGUCGGAGUUGACCCGAUCGUGUUGAUAACGUUAUCACUUCUUCAUCUGUGUAUGCAAUCAGCUCCCGUUUGUCAACUGUCAUGCUAAUGUCAAACUAUUGUCAAGCUCCAUGUGAUCAAUAUGUGCUUGAAUAAUAUGGUAAGUCGCAAUGGUUUUUCAAUUAGGAAAAUUUUGAGUUUAUUCUUCCCUCACUGAGGGAUAUUUAAUCAGUUUGGGAUCACACCAGAUCUGGUUACGCGUUUGUGAUCGAUAAAUAGUGGAUUCUCAAGUGAGGUCGAAUAAACUUAAUGAUUUCCUAGUUGGAAGAUCAUUGUUGAUAUGCUACAUGUGAAUGAAAGAAAAAAAAAUGAUAUGAGGAAAAUAUGCGUUCAAAGGAAUGUCGGAGAUGUUAGCGGCAAGCAUGGCGAUUUGGCACUCCUCACGCGUGUUCCGGAAAAGCACCUCAAACUUCCGCUUAUCAUCCCAAGGACUCGACAUAUUCCUGAAGAUCCGGACCAUGUCCAAGUAAAAGUCCUGGAACUUCUCUCUAGCACCUUGUUUACGGUUGCUGGCUUGACGCUCGUAAACAUAAUCCAUGUCGACAGACGAACGCGUAAUGCUUGCUCCUUUCGACUACGCGAAGCCGCAUCACUCAUGCUACGUGUCCUCAGUUCAUGGUCCAGCUCAUCAAUGGUCAAGUGAGCUGUGUCCAUCCCAUGAUACAGUGCAGUUAGUUGGUUUAAAUCCAUGGCAGAUUAAGGAAAAUCAAAGAAAAUUAGAAAUUUAAAAGAAAUAAAUAACAAAAAUCAAACGACACAAAUAAACGUCGUAAAAAUUUAAAAUAAGUGCACCUAGGUUUUGAUCAAGCGCAAAAAUGAGAUAAUUGGAAAAUGUAACUAGAAAUUUGCUCAGUCACAAAUUGUAAAUUGCUCUUUUAGAAUAGAAUUUGUUCACGCACUUCCUAGAAUGCAAAAUUGAUCUGCCUGCUGCAGAUUGCAAAUAAUUGAAAAACCUAAAAUUUGUUCACGCUUGUAAAAGCUAAUUAAGAAUCACAGUUUUUAUACCAAUCAAUCACUCAAUU